Molecule: messenger RNA, 1047 nt
Organism: Penicillium roqueforti
Lineage: Eukaryota; Fungi; Ascomycota; Eurotiomycetes; Eurotiales; Aspergillaceae
Product: velvet factor family protein
Exons: 4
Coding region: 1-1047 (348 amino acids)
Source: RefSeq, a predicted model, not a curated record
AUGUACGCCGUCGAGGAUAGACAUCAUCCCGUCCCAGCUCCGCUCUCAAUGGAUCGCAUCUCUGCUCCGACCGUCCAGUACCCGUCAGGAUCCAACUCGCUGCGCCAAUCCGACCAUUUGGCACCCGUGACAAACUACCAAGAUGGUCGUUCCUGGUCAUUACAAGUGGUGCAGCAGCCGAUCCGGGCUCGCAUGUGUGGAUUUGGCGACAAGGACCGGAGACCCAUCACUCCACCGCCGUGCAUUCGGCUCAUUGUGCGCGAUGCGCAAACCGACAAGGAAAUCGAUAUCAAUGAGAUCGAUACCUCAUUCUACGUGCUCACCGUCGACCUGUGGAAUGCCGACGGUACCAACGAAGUAAACCUCGUCAAGCAUUCCGCCACCUCCCCCUCCAUCUCUACCGCCAUGUCCUCCUCAUACCCUCCCCCGCCUCAGAGUGUCUCUCCGACCUACCCGGGCUACAACCAGAACCAGUACCCUGUGGGAUACCCCCCGCAGAUGAACAACUACUACGGUGGUCAGCAGGUGGCCUACCAAAAUCAAUACGGCCAGCCAGUAACGUACCCCCAAUACUACUCCGGUGGUCAAAUGCCACCGUCCAUGUCGCCCGCUGCGCAGCCGGUCUCUGGUGGAGGUGGACCGGGUGGCAUGUUCACUCGCAAUCUGAUCGGAAGCCUCAGCGCCAGUGCUUUCCGGUUGACAGACCCAGACAACAAAAUCGGUGUGUGGUUUAUCUUGCAGGAUUUGAGUGUGCGGACAGAAGGCACUUUCCGUCUGAAAAUGAGCUUCGUUGACGUGGGUACCUCGUCUGCCGAAACUACCAACGGUCCCCCGGUCAUCAAUCACGGAACCGCACCCGUUCUAGCCUCGGUGUUCUCCGAACCCUUCCAGGUCUUCUCCGCCAAGAAGUUCCCCGGUGUUAUUGAGAGCACCCAGCUCAGCAAGUGCUUUGCGCUACAGGGUAUCAAGAUCCCCAUUCGCAAGGAUGGAGUAAAGGGCCCCCGCCGAGGUGGAGAUGGAGACGACGAUGAUGAAGGCGACUAUUAA